Messenger RNA from Hylaeus volcanicus, 795 nucleotides. RefSeq lists its product as uncharacterized. The coding region runs from base 1 to 795 and encodes 264 amino acids. The transcript is spliced from 3 exons. The record is from RefSeq and is a predicted model, not a curated record. Lineage: Eukaryota; Metazoa; Arthropoda; Insecta; Hymenoptera; Colletidae. Gene Ontology annotation, molecular function: N-acetyltransferase activity.
AUGGACGUUCUCGAUGAAAAGGACGAGCAAACGUUGCAGACAGAAGCCCGAUUGAAGGCCCCUCUCGUGUGGGAUUCGCCAGAGAGUUGCUCGAUUAAGGACCUGCACCAGACGCGGUACGACGAGGCUCUGCGUUUGAUCAAACACCACUACUUUCGCGAGGAACCUAUGUGCAAGGCAUCCUCGUUGCUGCGGGACCAGUCAUCCGUGAAUGGAUACAUGGAGCUCAUAAGAACACGAAUGAAGGACACAACGAGUCUGAUCGCUGUCAGCGUUAACUCCGGUCGCGUGAUCGGAGUCGCCGUCACGAGGAUCAACAGCGACCAGGAGAAAACGAACACUUACAGCAGGCACCAAGUCCUGGAAGGCGAGACCCUUCAGAAGAUCGUGCAUCUGAAGAACACGUUGAUCCAGCAAACGAACGCUUACGAAAGGUUCGGCCACGAUGAAUAUUUCCGUAUAUACAUUCUCUGCGUGCACCCGUCUUAUCACGGGAAAGGUAUCGAAAUCGCGCUUCUGAAUGCUUGCGUGCAGGUAGCGAGAACCUUGAACAUGCCUGCGAUAGGUGGCAUAUUCACGUGUGGCGCAAGCCAAUCCAGAGCAGAGAGCGUGGGCUUUCAGCUUCUGUCGGAGAUACGGUACAGCCAGUGGAUCAUCGACAACCGGGUCGUGUUCGAUGAUCCAGGCAGGGGAAACUAUUCUGCAGCCUUUAUGGGCAUGUCCAUAACGCUCGAAGAAGACCCUAAGGACGAUGAAACGUCCGUCGAUGAACUGGAGAAACGUGACUUGGAGUGA